GCAUUCAAUGUAAAUGUGUCUACCAUACCCUGUGUCUAUGGAAACCUAUUUUGGACUCACUGGGUAGAAUAUUUGCAUAGAAAAUACUGGGACUGGGAAUAGGAAGUCCCAGUGUCCCACUGAAAAAUAUCUUGAUUUUAGGUUUUAUUUGAUCAUGACCUAUACUCCUAAGCUACAUCGAAACCAGUGGCGAGAAUGGAAUGUGUCAAAGCAGUCACCUUCACAAAUCACUCAACAGCUUUGAGCGUCCAAUGUAGGUGUAUUUGAAGGUCCUAAACACGGAGGGCUUGUCUGGUGGAGCCUGUUUGCUCGUCGCUAACAUACCUGAUCCAGAAUAACUGGUCUAUCAGUUUAUGAGCUCUGUACCAGUGAUUCUGUGCCAUAACUACCCAUGGAGUGACUGGUGGGGGAAAAAACUACAUGUAAUAGGUAUAUUGUAAUAACUACAAGUAAUAGGUAUAUUGUAAUAACUACAUGUAAUAGGUAUAUUGUAAUAACUACAUGUAAUAGGUAUAUUGUAAUAACUACCUGCUAUAGAGAGUGUAAUAACUAUCACAAAUGACAAGGACGCACUCGUCGAGGGACCUACUGAACAAGGUGCACCUUGUUCUUGCCUAUGACUUGGGGAUGUGCUCCUCCCAGCUGAGGAGACCAGCAAUGGCAAACAUGACGACCUGUUGCAAAAUGACUGUUGAUACUUCACUUCAGCUGAGAUGGUUGAGUCAGUGUCAGCUUGGAGUUCAAACUUUGUGUUGAGAGUUUGGUAUUUACAUGAUGUAGACUUACACUGAAUAAGUGUUUGGGGAGGGGGAAGGAAGGAAGGAGGGAGACAUUUUCCCAAGGAGAGCUGUGGGGGAGUGUUCUGUUCUCACCAGCUGUUUCCCCCGAGAGUAUUUAGACAGUCAACAACAUCAUAUUGAUGUUAUAGUAAACCAAAACACCACUGUAUUAUUACAUUCAUUCUAUUACAGUCUUAGUCCAGGCUAUCAGGGAAGUAGUCUUAUACUGUACAACUACUACAGUGUUAUUGUUUGAGCUGGCCUCCUUUCCUUUAUGUUAUUAUUUGAGCUGGCCUCCUUUCCUUUAUGUUAUUGUUUGAGCUGGCCUCAUUUCCUUUAUGUUAUUGUUUGAGCUGGCCUCCUUUCCUUUAUGUUAUUGUUUGAGCUGGCCUCCUUUCCUUUAUGUUAUUGUUUGAGCUGGCCUCCUUUCCUUUAUGUUAUUGUUUGAGCUGGCCUCCUUUCCUUUAUGUUAUUGUUUGAGCUGGCCUCCUUUCCUUUAUGUUAUUGUUUGAGCUGGCCUCCUUUCCUUUAUGCCGUUCCUCCUCUCUCUAUUUGUUUCUAGACUGUGUUUGAGGAGAUUAAAAGAUUAUUCAGAGUGAGAGCAGACGCGUUCCCGGACUUUAUCUCCAAGGACUGCUCGGAAACCACUGACCCCUCAUGAGAUACCCACAAGUCACCUGGCAUUUGACCCGAUAACCAUGGACGUCCGAGUGCAGGCCAAUCCUAACCUCCAUUUCGGGGUCAACGGGGGUCAUGAUGGCGCUAAUAGAAACUCCCGCAGUAGACCAUUUGAGGAUAACGCGCUUCAGUUCUUAAGCCAGGAGGAGCAGGAUUGUAUCCUGUUCUUUGAGGAGACCAUUGACUCCCUUCUGACUGCCCCAGUAGUAGAUGAGCUUGAUGGACCAGGACCCCCCAUCCUGGCAUCUGCCCCCAGCACCGUACCAUCCCGCUCAGCCUUGGACAGACCCACCAGCACCAAGGACCAGGACAUCAUAGACCUGGUUCGCCCAGCACAGCCUGAUCUAGUCCACCCCAUACAGGCACCGUUCAAGUCCUCCAUGCCAGAUUUCACCCAGAAUAUGGUGGUGAACAACCCUGAGAGGCAUUUUGAUAACAAACCGAGGCGCGAGGUGAUGGAAAACUUCCCUACAGAGUGCAACCUGCCCCUUCCUGGAAAAGACAAUGCCCCCUAUGGCCACGCCCUGUACCAGCCUGUAGGCUCCGUCCCCACCCCUGUCGUCAUCGCCCAGAAGAUCGCAGAGAACCAGGGGAGCGGGGGGAAUACCAACAUCCUCUCCUCCUCCCUCCUGUCCAACCACCGUAGGAACCUUGAUUUGGAGAACAUAGAGAGACCACCCACCUCCCCAGAUUAUCCAAUCAAACAGGGUCCGACCACCUCAGCCAAGCCCAACCAUUACCCCGUCAACAUCAGCAUGAUAACGGGCAGCAAACAGCACCACAGCGAUUCGCUGGCCAGUGUGAACCUCCAGGACAGGAAGUCUCAGAUGCUGGCUAACCUAUCAGGGACAUCCCACCCUGUGGAGGCAGAGGAACUCCAUGGGCUGCAGAAGGUCCAGGUUAACCUUCCCACCCGCAGUGUGUCUUUCAGGGAUCCCACUCCAAAUAAGUCCCGGAUGGAGGCACUGUCCAAACUGGGCUUGAGCCGAAACCGCUCCCCGUCAGGGGAUUUCUCUCUUAUAAUCACCCCCAAGAGCAGCACAAACACCAAACCCGCUGCUGCCCCGAUUUCGGUUGCCACCCCUACACCCGUUCCUACACCUACACUGACACCCAUGAGUAAACCAGGUGUGGCCAGACAGGCAAGGCCCUUGCCACCAGUAUCAGUCAACACCAACAGCUCUCACGCCAGUAUCCAUGACAACAAGCCUGCUUCUCCCCCGCCCGAAGUCUCGUCCAAGGACUUUAACAGCUACGGCGGGAAGACCAUCGUGGUGAACCCCUCUAAGGUUGCUGCUGCUGCUCCCUCUACCAGUAGCCAUGGCAGUAAGGCCCACCCAGUGACCUCUCACAGUGACUUCAACCCUUACGGGGGUAAGACUAAGGUAAUGAAACCUGCUCCUGUUACCACAACCAGGCCUGAUCCACCACAACCAGACAUCCAGAGCAGGGCCAUACCUCCCCCAGCAUCCACCUCCGCCAGAGUGAUGCCUACCCCAGCCUCCAACUUCACCCCAGCCAAAGUGAUGCCUCCCCCUGUCUCCACCCCCACCCCAGCCAGAGUGAUGCCUCCUCCAGCUUUCAACUCCACCCCAGCCAAAAGGAUGCCUCCACCAACCUCCACCUCCAUCCCAACCAAAGUAGAAACCAUGCCCUACGAGGUCAACAGCUACGGGGGGAAGACCAGAAUGGUCACCCCAUCCCACACCACCUCCCCCAUUACCACCCCUGACAUCCUCACACACACUCUAGUGAGGUCCCCCAGCAAAGCUUCAUCCCCAGUGCCUUCUCAAGCCCCCAGACCUUUCUGCUACAGCACUCCCCCUAGCUCCAACAGGGUGGUGGCGUCUCCCCCGGAGCCCCGGCCGAAGUCCGCCGUCUCCAAGCCGUCCUUCCGCUCCCAAGGGAUCACUGUGCAGUUCUCCGGACGGGGAGCGUCGGAUGAGUCGCGCAGGGAUGCGCUCCGGAAACUGGGACUGCUGAAAGGCACUUUCUAACUCUGGAAUCGCCACCUCUGUCUUCCUUCUUUGAUUGUCUCCUCUGCAUAACCUCCAUUCAGAUUCCAGGUGGACAGGCGCAACUAAUGCAUCCAACGUUUUUUUUUCUGAAAGGAUGUGAGGUGUGGCAGGAGAGGAUACCUACAUUACUGUGGAAUGAAACAGGUUCCUGGUUGAAACCCGGCACACCAGAUUCUGAGCCAAUGAAUGCUGACAAACGAGUCCGACGCGUCACAUGGCCUAGUUGACAAAUGAGCACGUGUACGUUUUUUUUUUUCCUUCAAAUACACACACGCGCACGUGUGUACACACGCACUCGUCAAACACAUACGUGCACAUGCACUCAUAUCCACAAAUACAUUCACCCAACAACUCCCACACUCCCACUUAGCUGUUAUAUGCAUCAAAGCUCUAUUUAGCUGUAAUACUACUCAGUGUUUUACAUUGCCUCUGAACCAAGACAUGCUUUUUCCCGCUACAUCACAGUAGACAUGUACCUCUAUUUUUUUUCUCUGGGCCAAAACAGACAAAAAACAGACCUGUGCAAAGGGGAACGCAGACAGCUGAAUGUCUUUGGCAUUGGCACAUUUGGCAGAGACAGACGUUUUACUCCCUUUGCCUCCCUCUGAUGUCACAUACUCAGCUACCAGUGAGAAUCCUUUCAUCCUCUCACUCUCCAAAGAUGGAUUUAUAUACCCCCCCCCCCCCCAAAAAAAAAUGUUUUGUUACUUUGUAUGACACUAAAAUUUUUUUACUUUGUAUGACACUAUAUUGAUUACUGAUCGGUUUGAGGCUGGUACUGCUGGUACUGAUAAAGUGAACUUGAAUCAUUAGAAACUGACAUUGAAGUCACCUGAGAACUGAAGAGCCUCACAGCAUGUUAUUUUGUUAACCAAUAUGAGUGUUGUUGUUGUCCAGGGGGUUAUUAUGAGUGUAUCUCACCAUACAGUUCUUAUGAGCAUGAACAAGGACAUGGCUUAUUUCCUGGUAGAAUGAGGUUGAAUGAGCUUCACUCACUAAUCUAUUAGAAUGUACCUAUAUUCCCUGUGAGGACGGUAACCAUCCUACUCAUGCAUAUUGAUUAUAUUUUACUAUAUAGGUAUUUAUGCACCCAUUGAUUCCCACUGCUGCCUUAUGGUAUGUUGAAGACAGGUCACUCGGGAAGGGGCUACAUUCCUUCAGGUAAGAGCAAAGCUUCUAAACGUAACGAUUGAUUGACAUAGCAAGCAAACUAAGCAGCAAUUAAAAUAGUUUACAUUCAUUUACCUCAUAUGCUCAGCUCUAAGGAUAUAACAUUAUUGGAAGUUCUGAAGUGACCCCAUGUGUUUAUCUCCUCAUAUGACAUUUUUCUGACUGUAAGUCACAGAAAAGAACCCAGGCUUGAGUUUUUAGGAAAGGAGUGAUAUGUCACUACACCGCUGGCUAAAGGGUAUUUUUUACUCCAUGGAUGUGCCUCCCACACAAAACCACUGAAUGUGGUUUGAAAAGUAGACUUUUACUACUUUGAGGGUGGAGAAAUGUACUUAGUGAGGACUGGCAAGGGCUUGUAAUGCCCAAAACACAAACACCGAAGCCACAGAAUCCAGAAAUACUCACAAGGACCAUUUUCUUUUGUUCAUGUAUGUUGCGCUUGCAUUUGCAAUAUGUAAUUGAACUGUCAUCAUAACUGAUGCCUCUUGUUUCUCUCUGGACUGCAGCUAUAUUGGUACAUAACCGUGUGUGUGUGUGUGUGUGUGUGUGUGUGUGUGUGUGUGUGUGUGUGUGUGUGUGUGUGUGUGUGUGCAUGCGAGCGAGUGUGUGUAUGUGUGUGUGUGCGAGCGAGUGUGUGUAUGUGUGCUCGGGUGUGUCUGCGUGAAACAUGUUUGUCCAUUUUAAAGUUUUAUUUGAUGAAAAAAGUCAGACUCCAGUUUUGUAGUUCAUCUACAGUAAUUCAUGAAGGAUCCUGUGUUACACCAUGCACACAUUAUUGUGGUUGUGUGAGUGAAACAUAUUUAACUAUUAAUAUCUUGACUCCGGUUUUGUAGUAAAUCUACAGUAACUCUUGAAGUAUCUAAUACACACAAACACACACUGGGGGAAAUAUACCUGUAGUUUGCAGACCCAGAGCGAGAAACAAAAAAGCCUCACGGACAACAAAGCCUCACGGACAACAUCUUUAUUUGCCAUUCAAUGAACAUUUACAAAUGGUCAACUUAAGUUGCUGGUAUGGUACAACAGCGCCUCCAUAUUUUUUUGCUCAUUGUCAAAUUGUACACAACGUUUAAUGUACAUCUGUGUCACUUAAUAAAGAGAGUAAUAUACAUGA
Oncorhynchus kisutch (coho salmon) is the source of this 5759-nucleotide messenger RNA. Its product is annotated as flocculation protein FLO11. The record is from RefSeq and is a predicted model, not a curated record. The coding region runs from base 1478 to 3454 and encodes 658 amino acids. NCBI's taxonomy places the organism in Eukaryota, Metazoa, Chordata, Actinopteri, Salmoniformes, Salmonidae. The transcript is spliced from 3 exons.